AUGUCAAAAAGGAAACGUCUCAAUGUUUCCGAUCUCUUCAAGUCGCUGGGACGGUGGAAUGACUUGUACGCUCGUGUAAUUGCAUUGAACUCACUAGUAUUUUCAUCAGGACAGUUACAUUACUCCUUCAAGAGAUCUUUGUCCUGGAAACGAAGCGAAUUUGGAUUUUAUGACUGCGAAGGUAAUCACUAUACGCUAUUAAAACAAAAUGUCAGCCUUUUCCUUGAAACGCAAUAUGGUGAAUCUGCAGCAAAAUUCACAAAAGAUGAAUUUGUAUUGUUCUCUGAAGGUGGUGAAGCAAUUGGUCUUCUGCUCCUUAUUGCGCUUUAUAGGAUGAGAACUCCACAAAUACUAUCCAUAGGAGCUAUGCUAUACUCUAUCUGUCCAGGAAUGCACUUGACAAGGAGCAAAUCUUUUGCCCGAGCAUCAAUAUUCCUGUCAGGAGUUGCGAGUAGAAUGCUGCGAAUACCUACAAUGGUUCAUUGCAUGGAAAGUCUACCUCGACAUCUACGGGUCUACGCCUUACCAAUCAUGUUUGCCUCGGGAGUUAUCUUCAACCAAUUUAUAGUGCUCUUUUCGAAAAAGGUGCACUACUCGUUGUUUUGGACUCAUGUGAUGGUCGCUUCGUUUAUUGUUAUGACAUGUUUUCUUCAUGUGAAGUUUGCACCACCUAGUAUUAUGCACACUUUGUUGCAUGCAGAUUCAAAUCUACUCAAGAAUGAACUCGAAAAAUGGGUUCCUGAAGGCCAAUUGAUUAAUAUAGACUCAUUGAUCGAUCAUAUUCUCUACAGAGGACCUGUAUUUACUUCACAAAUGCGUGCGCUUACGAAUCUUCUUGCAUUUGGACCACUUGUUCGAAAAGCGGUUAUUUGCGCUUUUUUGCUGCCGCUAGGAAUGUUGAUCUUCUCGUCGGCUACUGCCUACCUCGAUGAUCGCCUCAAUUUCGGAAUAUAUGAGACUGAUUUCAUAUCGAAUGUGCUAAGUAUCCUCGGAUUGAUAUUGACAGUGUAUCUCUGCACUAGGUAUGAACGUCGUUUCACAAUGGCUAUCAUGCUUGCACUGGCUAUCGUUAGCCAAGUUGUACUGCUUAACAUACGAUUAGAGGUCUACAAUGCUUGUAUGAAAACGAACAUCCCUCAAGCUUAUCGCAUGACUAUUGCUAAAUUUGCUUAUGUAUGCGCUAUGAUGUCGUCCAUUGUCGUGUUUAUGGUUCCUCGAAUGGUAUUGAUGGAACAUGUCCCAACAUCACUUCGUACAAUUGUCCCACUUGCAUUUCUUGUGGCAACUUUCGUUUCUCUGUGCCGUACUGGCGUUCAAUUUAUGGCUACGCGCUUACCAGACGCUUACCCAAAUGCAACCCUAAUAUAUUCCCUAGGAUAUACUCUAUUUGUCGCUCCUUUCGCACUGCUAAUCGAUAACUCCACUCAUCUUCCUAUAAACACAGCAGAAAUCGCAGCAUAUACGCCACCACGGAAAGAGUUCCCGCAGAACAUAGAGCCCAGCGAUAUCCCCUCAGAGCACUUCUCAGUGCGAAUGAUGCUUCAAGCCUGUGCAGCUGCGGAGGAAACAAAAAUGAAUGCACGAACCGUGGAGAGUUCACCGAAAAACGUUGACGUUUCACAGAGAUCAGUGCAGAAAGACGUUUUACUAGCUAGGAUUGGACAAAGAACACGACAACGAUCUUUAAGAGGAAAAAUGCCGUUGUGCUCUCUGCUCCUCUCUCAGUAUUUAGUGUCGGAGAAUAAAUAUUCGGAUAAGCUGGCUGGUGUUGUUGGAUCGCAUUCUUCAACGCAAAUCGAAGCAGUUUCAACGUCAAGCCAGCAUCGUCUGGUCGAUGGUGGGCUGACAGUACUUGGUCCAUCAAGCCUUCUAAGCGGAUUCCCAACAUCUCUAACAGCGUCAGAACAUUCUUGCAACACCGACUUCACUCUUAAGAACAUCUCAAAGACAGCAGCUCCAAAAAACUUUAUCGCUUCACAGCCUAUUAAACUGAACUUUGAUGUAAAUCGAGGUGAAUUGCCAAAAUCCAGUAUUGGUGUACCUAUUAUUCCUAAAACAUGUCCUACAUCACUACUAUUUGAUGCUCCAUUCCCGUCCAUCCAGAACAUAGUGGCCACUGUGGAUUUAGGACAACGGAUCGAUCUUAAGAAAUUGACGUUACACUCGAGAAACACCGAAUAUAAUCCGAAAAGAUUCUCGGCGGCUAUUAUGCGAAUACGAGAGCCACGUACUACUGCACUGAUUUUUUCAUCGGGAAAAAUGGUCACCACCGGUGCGAAAUCUGAGGAUGCUAGUCGACAAGCCUCACGAAAAUUUGCUCGAAUCGUUCAAAAAGUCGGAUUUAAUGUUAAAUUUGCGGACUUCAAGGUCCAAAACGUUGUCGGAUCGUGUGAUGUGCGAUUCUCCAUUCAAUUGGAAGGUCUGUGUAUUAUGCAUGCUCAAUUCAGUACCUAUGAGCCAGAAUUAUUCCCUGGCUUAAUCUAUCGGAUGGUGCACCCAAGGGUGGUGUUACUCAUCUUUGUAUCCGGCAAGGUGGUCAUAACGGGAGCACGAAAUCAAGACGACAUCGAUUUGGCCUUCAAGCAUAUUUAUCCGAUUCUUAGACGGUUUAAAAAGUAG
Messenger RNA from Necator americanus (New World hookworm), 2619 nucleotides. RefSeq lists its product as uncharacterized. Gene Ontology annotation, biological process: DNA-templated transcription initiation. The transcript is spliced from 25 exons. NCBI's taxonomy places the organism in Eukaryota, Metazoa, Nematoda, Chromadorea, Rhabditida, Ancylostomatidae. Bases 1 to 2619 code for a protein of 872 amino acids. Gene Ontology annotation, molecular function: RNA polymerase II general transcription initiation factor activity; DNA binding. The record is from RefSeq and is a predicted model, not a curated record.